AAAUACUAUUCAUUCAAAGAAUCACUUCAUUUGAUCCCAAGAUAUGACACAACAGAUGAAACACAAGAAGACAUCACUCGAGACCUCAUAUGACGGCGAAGACGAAGACACACAACAGCCAAAGAUUUACGCGAAGAACUCAAUGGACAGAUUCGGUGAUGAUUUGUGUGCACUUCUGUUGUCUUAUCUCUCAUUUAAAAACCGUUUCCGAUACGAAUGUGUGUCCAAACAGUUCCAGAGGACAGUCUUCGGAAGUCCUGUCGACAUCACUCUUAACUAUGGAUUUAUUCAGAUAUUACUGAUAAAUGAGAAGACAAUUGACACCCAAUUGUUGGCCACAAUUGCCAGAAAGUGUGUAAUCAUUGAUACCAUUGACUGCCGAGGAAUAAGCGCUAUAUAUAAAGAACACAUUCCGGAAGUGUUGAACACAUUUCGAGACAAUUGCCGGCAUUUGCGGGAAAUUUACUGCAAUGGAUGGGACGGCCAAUGGAUGCCUUCGCUUUGGCCACUCGUCACACGAAUUCGUCACAAUCGCUCCGAAGACAGUGAAGCGCUCACUCAUUGUCACCGAUUGUCACAAUUAUCGAUCAAUUCAUUUAACAUAAUCUUUGACUCCAUUGAUGGCAAACUGUUGGCCAAGAAUUUGAGCAAAUUUUCAAUAUAUAGCUAUAAAGACGAUGAUAACCACCGGUGGCCGGCAUUCGUAGCCAACAAUCAGUGCCUCCAGAGUCUGGCCGUACAUUAUCGUGAUUUUAGUGUCGCCGAGAAUAUGCGCCAAAUGUGCGGACAAUUGUCACAAUUAACACAAUUACGGGAACUGACACUCGGGUUAGUGUAUCGAGUACUGGACGGCCAGAUGCCCGCACCGGUGAACCAGUGUUUGCGCACAAUUGGCGUGAAUUGCAAACAAUUGCAACGAUUGUCACUCCUAUUGCACAGAUAUAGUGCCGCCGAACCGGUGCUCACCAUAUCAUUGGAUUUGUUGAGAUUUUAUUCACGAUUAAAACGAUUGCAUUUAACACUAUUUGCGGCCACCGAUGACCAAAUGUUGGAACGGUUGCGUCACUGCAAGAGAUUAACGCAUUUAAAGCUGAUAUUAAGGGAAAUGACACCAAAUGUGGUGAAAGAU
This is a messenger RNA of Medioppia subpectinata, 1129 nucleotides long. Lineage: Eukaryota; Metazoa; Arthropoda; Arachnida; Sarcoptiformes; Oppiidae. The record is from the annotation of a GenBank genome assembly.